Messenger RNA from Cladophialophora psammophila CBS 110553, 1830 nucleotides. RefSeq lists its product as uncharacterized. Gene Ontology annotation, molecular function: flavin adenine dinucleotide binding; N,N-dimethylaniline monooxygenase activity; NADP binding. The coding region runs from base 1 to 1830 and encodes 609 amino acids. Lineage: Eukaryota; Fungi; Ascomycota; Eurotiomycetes; Chaetothyriales; Herpotrichiellaceae. The transcript has 6 exons. The record is from RefSeq and is a predicted model, not a curated record.
AUGACUCCAUCUCAGGAAGGCCCGAUCAUUGUCGAGGCACCACCCUCACUUUCAUUGAAGCCUCAAUCGCUAGAUCAUGAUCGAGCCAAAGUCAAAAAUGCCACUCAGCACGAGAACGAGUGGUACCGAUCUCAUUUCGAUUCGAACGGGUACACUAUUCAGGAACAGUCGCUGCACACCCAACGGCCGAUGCGCAUGCUGAUUGUCGGAGCGGGAGCAGCUGGUCUCCAGAUCGCGUACAAAGCCCUCAGACAGCUCUCCAACGUGACCUUCACCAUUUAUGAGAAGAACGCAGAUGUUGGUGGCACUUGGUUGGAGAACAGAUAUCCUGGAUGUACGUGCGACAUCCCCAGCCACUCGUACCAAUUCAGCUUCUGGCGGAAACCCGAUUGGAAAAGCUACUACGCCGGCGCCGAGGAGAUCAGGCAGUAUCUGAAGAGUUUUGCCGUGCAGAAUGACCUGGAAAGAUAUGUAAAUUUCGGACAUCGAGUCGAAGAGGCUCGGUGGCUCCAGGACCAGGGUGUGUGGCAAUUGAAGGGCAAGAGAGCGGAUGGGUCCGAGUUUUUGGACCAGGGCGAAAUCCUAGCCUCGUGCCAUGGAGUUUUGAACUCUUGGAAAUAUCCAGAUAUCCCCGGCAUUGAGCGUUUCCAAGGCAAGGUUAUGCACAGUGCAGCUUGGGACGAUGGGGUGAAGUUGGAAGGUAAAAGAAUUGCUGUUGUAGGAGGGGAAUCAUCCGCUGUCCAAAUCAUACCAUCGAUUCAGCCGCACGUAGGAAAGCUUUACGCCUUUUUGAGGUCUCCAGUGUGGAUUACCGCAGGAUUUGGCGCCAAACACGCCGCGCCUGGUGGUGUUAAUUUUGACUAUUCCGAAGAACAAAAGGCCGCCUUUGCAUCCGACGAAAAGGCCUUGGAUAAGUAUUGUCACGACGUUGAAGGAGAGCUGAAUAAGCGCUUCACUUUGAUGCACCUCGAUAGCAUUGAUCAGACAACGUCCAGGGAAUUCGUCGCCAAAACCAUGUUGCAAAAGCUUGGAGGCGAUCCGCGCCUGUCUUGUCAUUUGAUACCCAAAUAUGCGCUGGGAUGUCGCCGCAUGACACCCGGGACAGACUACCUGCAGUCACUCUCAAAGCCCAAUGUGGAUGUGAUAACAGACUCCGCCGUUGAGGUGACGAGGAAUGGUUUGUUUGACUCCUCUGGCAAGCUCAUAGAGGUGGAUAUCAUAAUCUUUGCGACUGGUUUCGAUACCAGCUUCAGCCCUCCUUACACCGUCCUUGGGGAGAACAGUCGCAAUCUGCGUCAGGAAUGGGGCAGCUUCCCGAAAGGUUAUCUGAGCAUCAUGGCCGAAGGAUUUCCUAACAUGUUCCACUUCAUUGGACCUAACGGUCCCGCAUCCCACGGUUCUAUCCUUCCGAUCCUCGAGUGGCAUACGCGAUAUAUGUUCAAAGUUAUCUCCCACAUGCAGCGGACAUCCAUCAAGUCUCUGGGACCCUCCGUGGCUGCUGUAAAAGACCUAUAUGUUCACACACAUGAGCUUCUUAAGCGAACGGCUUGGUCAUCGGCAUGCCGAUCCUGGUUUAAGAAUGGCAAGGUCCAUGGCCCUGUCACGGCUAUCUGGCCGGGGAGCCGACUGCACUAUUUUGAGAUGCUAAAGGAGCCUCGAUAUGAAGACUUUGAUAUCCUGUAUCUGGGAAACGGUAAUAGAUUCGCCUAUCUGGGCAACGGAUACACCGAAGCAGAACUUGAUGAAAAUAGCAAUGCCGUGUGGUAUUUCGACGUAUUGGAGAAGGAGCUCGAGCUGAAGAAUAAGGCUUUUGUGCCGGUUGAGGUUUGA